AUGUUACGUUCUAUACCAGUUCCAAUUCAAUCGUUAAGUAGACGUAUCCCAUUUUUCAGAGCAAAAUUGAUCCAUAAAAGGUUAAUUUCUACUAGUUUAUAUCAUAAAUCAGAAUCAUCGAUUGAAUCAGACUUAACCAAAGGUCAAGAUCAACAACUGAGAUUCCUUGAAGAAUAUAAAAUCAGAACUCUUUUGGAAAGGCCGAUCUAUUAUUAUGCCGAUAAGGAAUUACCCAAGUUUUCAAUUGAACGAUUAUAUGAACAAUCAGAAAAGUUAUCUCCAACAUUCAUCUUACAAAAUGCUCAAGAUACCAUUGAACAUUUAUUAGCAUAUAAUGCUAGAAGAUUAAAAGAAUUUAGAAAUUUACCUUAUUUAGUGGUACUUAAUCCUUCUAUUUCUGAAUCUUAUAGUAUUUAUUUACAAACCAUGUCAUCAUUAAUAACUGCAUCAUUAAAUCCUCCUACUACUAUGGAAGAAAAUGAAACGUUUGCAAAAGAUGUAUUAAGUGAAUUUAUUGAUGUACAUGCUGAUACAUUACCUAGUUUAUCUAAAGGGUUUAAUGAAGUGAUUGAUUUAAUUAAUCCUAAACAAAUCACUCAUUUCUUGGAUAAUCAUUUAAAGGAAAGAAUUAGUAUGAGAUUGAUUGCUCAUCAACAUAUUCAAUUAACAAAAGCAUUAAAUGGUGAAACAACUUAUCAAAAGGGAGGGAAAUAUAAUGGAGUGAUUAAAAUAUUGAAUAUCCCUGAUGUUAUACGAAAGAAUGCUGAAUUGAUUAAUGAUAUCUUUUUAUUAAAAUAUGAUCAAACUGUUCCAAUUCAAAUUGAUACCAAUUUAUACCCUAUAAAUUAUUGGAGUCGACAAGAUCCUGAAUUGGCAUUACCAACUGAAGAAGAAUUACAACAUUUCCCAUAUAUUGAAUAUCAUUUAGAUUAUAUUCUUUCGGAAUUAUUUAAAAAUUCAUUCCGAGCUCAUAUUGAAAAUGAAAUUGAAGAUCCCGUCCAAAUCACCAUUUCAAUCUCAAAGAAACCUACUUCAUAUUUAGAAUUAAGAAUUAGAGAUAAGGGGAAAGGGAUCCCAUCCAAGACGUUAAAUCAUAUUUUUGAUUAUUCAUUUACAACUUGGGAGAACAAUGAAGGGGAUAGUUAUAAGACUUUGAAUGUUCCACCUGGGUUAGGAGGAAAUAUAGUGGCUGGAAUGGGGUAUGGAUUACCAUUACUGAAGAAUUAUGUAGAGAUAUUCAAUGAUACAUUACCUGAUGAAGAUGGAGUUAUUACUACCAAGGGGCUGUUAAGUAUUCAAAGUUAUUAUGGUUGGGGUACAGAUGUAUAUCUUAAGACAGUAGGACAGUAG
Scheffersomyces coipomensis is the source of this 1350-nucleotide messenger RNA. Its product is annotated as alpha-ketoacid dehydrogenase kinase family protein. Gene Ontology annotation, biological process: protein phosphorylation; regulation of glucose metabolic process. Lineage: Eukaryota; Fungi; Ascomycota; Pichiomycetes; Serinales; Debaryomycetaceae. Gene Ontology annotation, cellular component: mitochondrion. The record is from RefSeq and is a predicted model, not a curated record. The coding region runs from base 1 to 1350 and encodes 449 amino acids. Gene Ontology annotation, molecular function: pyruvate dehydrogenase (acetyl-transferring) kinase activity. The transcript has a single exon.